AGCUUCUUUAUUUGGGCGCCAUUUUUCGAACGAUCGUUUUGUUGUUGCUGGAUUUGGUAUCUUUUCAUCGUUUUUAGCCACUUUCAAAACGUUUUCGUUCCUUUUUUUAUGAUGCCUUCACGGUAUAACAGUGUCAGAAGUAUUUUUGAGGAAGCUCAGCGUGGAAUUCAGCACCACAAAAAGCUACUGACCGAACUGAAAAAGCUUCAUGACAGCUCCUCACAAGAUGAGUUCCAGGAAAGUUUUCUCUGGCAUUUGAAACAUGCCAUGGUAGUGUUCAACAGAGAACCUGCUGUUGAAAGAGUCAUUGAUUUUGCGGCCAAGUAUGCUACAUUGAAGGAUCACCGAACUUCUGAGACUCAGAAGGUAAAAGAUAUAUAGUAUAGAAUGUUCAGUAUUUAAACGAUUUGAUUUGUAGAACUUCUUUCAGAGUGCUCAAUAUUAAAACUCGAGCGUGAUUAUAACAGGACGGGUAAAUCAACUUUAGACGUGACUUGGCGUUUUAUUACUAUUUAAUUUCGUACUACGCAACUAGAGUAGCACUCUGCAAAAUUACGGGACGGUGUGUCAUGGGAAAAAAAUUUGCUGGGCAUUUGCUGGGCUGCAAGGCAUUCAGCCCCAUGACUUUUUUCCGUUGCUACAAAUAGUGUUUUCUGCAUAAUUCAAUAAGCCACCAUAGAGUCAAACUGUUAUGCACCUAAAACUCAAAAUUGUUGGACCGAGUACUACCGUAAACUUUUGAUUAUUCUAAUAAGCCCCCCUACCCCCACCAUAGACCUCUUUCAUAAUGGUGGCCUGUUAAUAUAUUCUUUUAUUAGUGUGAUAAUGAGCCUUUCUGACCUCGUUAGCAUGUAAAAUACAAAAGAAUUCUUACUUUCAAAUGAGGUCAGAAAGGCUGAUUAUCAUACAUAUAAAAGAAUAUAUUAAUAAGCCGCCAUUAUGAAAGAAGUUUAUUAAAGCCCAGCUACACAGUACACCUAAUUGCAAUAACAUUGUGUUAGACAAAUGAAAAAAAGAAAAAGCCAAAUAGGAAUUAAUUAGGCUAAUAAAGGGUAGUGAAUUCAUUUACAGCAUCCUCACAUGGACGUCACAUGGCACGUUAGAAUUUGCUAUUGUUUUAAAGCUGAAAGACAAUAAAAAAAAUUCCAGCGGGGAAAUGCAGCAGCUGCAAAUGAAUCCACCCUGAGAAUGUGGCUUUAUUAGCCUGAUUAAUUCCUAUUUGGCUUUUUCCUUUUUUCCUUUUUUUACGACAACGUUAUUGCAAUUAGGUGUACCUGUAAACAAAAGUUAUAAGCCCCCAAAACCAACAUAAGCCCCUGUCUAUCUUGUAUGGCAAUGAAAUCAACUUUUUACGAAGUUUUGAAGCCUAAAAAAGUGAUCAAAUUCAAAAAGUAUGUUGAUCAAUACUGCAAUGUAGCAUGUUUUGAAACACUUUUAUAAUUUGGUUAUAACCCCCACCCCUCCCCCGAAUAUAAAACCUCCUCUCCCUUCCCCUCUGUUUAUAAACCCUCCUAAAACCCCUUACGAAGUUGUAUAAGACCAGCACUUAUAUAUAAUCGGAAGUUUAUGGCAUUUGUUUCAUGCUCUCUCAAUCUCAGGUAUUUUUAGACUCAGGAGCCUGUAGAGGUACAGGCCAUAAUUUUGGUUUUUAUCACUUUCCUUUUACUCCAAAGAUGCGUGUUAAGACAGAUGUACAAACAUGUGCCUCAAUAUGCAAUUGACUGCAGAAGUCAGAGUUACAUGUACUGAUAUAAACCACUCCUUUUUUACAACCCUUUAGAAUCGCCAAGGAAGUGAUGAUGAAGAAGACAAUGCCAGCAAUGCCUUCCUUGAUUUCCUCUUCACAUUCCUACUAGACUCACAUGAAGCUAAAGACAAAGCAGUGCGGUUCCGUGUUUGUCAACUUAUCAACAAACUUUUGAACAACAUGGAUGAUGAUGCAGUCAUUGAUGAUGAUCUUGCUGAUAGGAUCUUUGAGAGUAUGUUGACACGUCUCCAUGACAAGUUUCCUGCAGUGAGGGUUCAAGCUGUUGCUGCAAUCUCGCGACUCCAGGAUCCAACAGAUGCUGAAUGUGCUGUGAUUUCUUCUUAUUUAAAGCUCAUGUCAAGUGAUUCUAGCGCUGAGGUUCGCAGAGCCGUGCUUCUGAACAUUGCUCUCUCCACUCAAACACUAGAGGGGGUUAUAGGUACUGCACAACAAAACUGUUUAUAGUUAAGUAUUUAAACAAAGGGAGGAAGAGGAAAAUGAAUAAAUGAUUAAACAUAUGAAUAAAUAAAUAAUUAAAGCAAAUGUUGAGGGGUAGCAUGUCCACAUAGUGGUUCUUCAUCUACCUGAUUCCUGGUCAAAUUUAAUAUUAUUGGAAUUUGGAUAGGGAAGUGAUUUUUGUCUGUUGUUACCAGUCUCUUAUGGCUGGAGACAAUAGAAGUGAAGGUCUUAAAGAAAACCUCACUUUGCAAGCUUGUUUUACAGUUUUCAUGUUGUUUAUGGGUAGUGUUUUUUGGUUUUGUUAUUCAGGAAGGACUCAAGAUGUUACAGAAUCAGUGCGCAAGUUGGCUUAUCGCAUUCUAGCAGAAAAAGUGAACAUCAGAUCGAUGUCGAUUGCUCAGAGAAUGCAGCUCCUGUCAAAUGGAUUAAAUGACAGAUCAGAUUCUAUUAAAGAGCUGUGUACUCAGGAACUUCUUGGUGGUUGGCUGAAAAGUUUUGACCGGGAUGUCAUCCAGCUGCUCAUGUGUUUAGAUGUGGAGGGCUGCACUGAAGUAGCUGAUCUAGCUGUAAAAGCAGUACUCAAAGGUACUGAUCAAUGUGUACAUAUUCAGUGCACAUGGGCCAGUAGUAGUAGUCAAUUGAUUAACGUUAGGUUAAGUUGUAUUUGUCAUAUCAGGUCUUUUUAGGCAUAACAGGUUGCAUGCAUUUUCAAGCUAGAUUUAAAAAGCCUCUACCAGCCCAGAAAUAACUUUUUAAUUGACCAGCUUGGCUUUGUGGGCAUAGUAAAUCAUAGCAAUAGCUUAGAUCUUUGAAGCCUGAUUAGUACUAAAGCAGGUUUAAUUGAGUUAGCAUGCGGUAAACCCAGGAUUAGGGCAAAUCAAGAACGAACAUUAGGUAGCCAUGGCUAUUUGUACAACACAGUCUGUAGACACUGGUGAAACCUUUCUUGGUAUCAUGUACAACUCUAUCAACCUUCACGAACACAUUCAAUCUGUAUUAUAUCAUUCAAUGGAGUAGAAAAGUGUGUGUGGAUAUUUUUCGCUUGAACACCAACAGUCGUUUUUGCAUCCUGUGAUUAUCAUUGUAGGAUUGCCAAAAGAAGAUCUUCAAAUGUACAUCAACUUGUUAAAGAAGGGCCAGGAAGAGGAAGGUCCAGUAAGGAUCAAAUAUGAAACUCUUGAUGCUGAGACAGCUUUUUACUGGAGGUGCCUUGGAGAACAUGUAAAGACUAUGGGAGUUGAUGGUGAAGAGCUCUUGGAUGAACUUCUUCCAGAAGUGUCUGGGUUUUGCAAGUACAUUCAGGGGUAUGUUUUUUGUAUGACUGUAAAAGCUGUGAACUACAUGUACUUGUAAGUAAAUUCUCUCUAAACACUCAGACACCUCCCUAGCACACGACACAUAACAUGGACACUCAAUCUCUACAGAAGACUCCUCUUAAAGACAUGGUUUCCAUUUACACAACAAGGGAAACUUUUGUAAAUGUGGCACCAUUGCUUUUGUGAUAUGGAAAUGCUUAUUAAUUUCAGGUAUGUGGAAAGCUGUUUAUGCAGUCACUCUUCAGAGGAGAAUUCAGAAAUUCAACACGUAUUUGUAAUCCAGCAACUUCUGACUUUGCUCGGUGUGGUUGACCUAUCUGAUGAAGUUGGAAGGUAUUUACAGUGUAGCAUUUUAUGAAUGGAAAUACUACAGCCACUCUUUUCCUCAAGUGUCAGCAAAUUGUACAGCAACAUGGAGACAUAACUGAAACUGAAAUUUGUAUGGGUAGCUGCACAUUAUUAAGCAGACAUGAGUUUUAUUUGUUGUAUAUUAAAAAAAAUAGCCAAUUAUUUUAAAGGAAACAGAAAAUUAAUUCAAACCAAAGGUGUUUGAAGUAAACAGGCUCUAAAAAAGCAGUGAAGCAGAUGAAUCAUAUAAAUGUAUUCAUACUGUACACAAGGCUCCACAGGUUUAAAAUAAUAGGCAAUUAGAGUAAGAAGAAGCAAAUCUUUGUCAUUUUUCAACAAAAAUAAUAAUACUUCCUGUGAUUAAGUAUUGUAACAGUUAGAAGAAUGAAAGGGUUGCAAGAUCAAAUUAGAGGCUGCAGUGCAAUUAACCAGGCUAAGGGUUCAUUUCUUUUUUCCAGGAAAAACCUCUGUCAAAUGCUGCACGACUUACUGGUAUUGCCAGAGGUUCCAGAGUCGUUAAUAGGAGUUCUUCAUGCCAGGUACAUGGAUAUUCAACCAGAAGAAAACAACAGAAUUCAGGAGCUGGUGGAGAUUAUUGCUGAUGUUAGACAACCCAUGGUCAUGAUAGAGACUGCUCAAAACAAGGAGGAAAAACGACAAUGGGAACUUAAGGUUGUCCCUUGAUCAUGCACCUAGAGUCUCUGAUAUAAAUUCAUUUAACUGGCAGAACUAGUGCAUGUACCAUGAUUUACUGAUUUAGACAGUUAUCCUGGUUUUUGUGUUUUCUGUAACAUACAUGUAUGUCACCAACAUUCAAAGCUGAAAUCACAUGGACAACACUAUACACUUAAUAUCUGAUCCCGAGGGGAAAGAGGUAGUUUUGUUUUCCCGAGAGUCUUGAUGUUUAUUGAGACGAAGUAGGGGGAAACAUCAGGAUUCGAGGUUGGUCAUCAGGCUUGCCUUUUAUCAGAUGCCUCAUAAAACUCAGCUCAGUGACGACACAAAAUAUUCGUUGACUCCAUAUUACGUGUAUUUCAGGUUGCUGGAAUUCGUGUCAAGCUGAACCAGUUCCGUGAUGAAAUGGAGCAAUGUGUGUUAAACCAGGAAUUUUCAAAAGCAGCAGAGCUAAAGCAGCAGAUCAUAGAACUAGAAGAGCAGAAAGAGUUACUUGAUUCACAGGAGAAUUCUUUCUCUCAGACAGUCAGGUCUGAAGAGAAGGUAACAUAUACUAUUAAUUUUUCUCUGUGUGCCAUUCCCAAAGCAAGAAAAAAAUUGAAAAUGAAGAGAAGAAAAAUUUAAUUUGAAUUUUCGGCACAUGCAUUAGCCUGCAUGGGAGGCACUGGAAAAUAUUUAAUAAUAAUGAGCACAAGAGAGAAUGGUGUGUGCAAGGGAGACGCGUAUCCCCCUCUUGUUCAUAUUACUUUCAAGCACCUGCUGUGCAUCUACACAUGCAUGAAACUGAACACCUCUAGACUGACAACAGAAAUGGAGCAAGCAUUUGCAGAUGGCAUUGUUUGAUAGUUGUUCCUCAGUUUGUUUAGGUGGUGGUGAGAAAAAGGCUACAUGUAACUUUUCAGCUGUAAGGGUUUUGUGUGCAAAGAAUUCAUGAUUCAAUAAUUGGUUACUGAAUACAUUUUCAGUAGUUUUAUUUUUCUUUGUCUCAGGAUGAUCCAGACACACUAUUGAAGUGUCUAACUGUUGCCUCCGAGAUGCUGCAGGGCGUGACCACAAGUGGUCUCAACCCUACUCUCAUGACACUGGUUCAAACUUUGGUGAGCAUUUCUGAGUUACAGGAAACUCUUUGUGAUUCUCCAUUUGAACAAACGUCUACCUAACAGGGCCGUAUAUCUUUCAUUUCAUUUGUAGAACACUUUAAAACGCUAUGGAUGUAACUAGCCUCUUUUGCAGGUGCCGAUUAGUUUUUUUGGAUAGUUUUUAUAGAGUGUGUGUGUCCUCAAAAUUUUUUCCUUUACCCUAACAAAACGCAGGCUAGGAUGUAACUGUCUGUAACUCUACAUUUACAGCAAGAGCUUCUUAACAGGAGCUUGCUAGCCUGUGGUUGCCUAGAAGUUGUUUGUCGUUUCUAAAGUUUUGUUGAAACAUAUACAAGUUGAAAAGUUUGCCCGCUAAUUUUCAGAAGGGGAGAGGGCGGCUGUACACAGGCUAAGCCUCUAACAAAAUAAUUCUUUGUACUUGCAGCUAGAGAGAGAUGGUACAACAGCUUAAAUAAUCUUAAAUCUCUAUCUUUUUAAUAUUUGAGGCUUUUGUAAUACAUUUAGCUUUGUUCAGGUCUGUAAACAGAGUUGAUUCCCCCAAUCCCCAACCAAUUUUAUUCAAAAGGAUAUUGUAAAAGUAUUUUCUUGAAGAGGUCGACAUAUGUCAACGGAAGGUUUUUGUACCAACUGACUCAAAAGCUACAACAAGUGGUAAUAAAGUUUAGUUGUGUUGAUUUCUGAACACAAUCGAACUUUUUCGCAGAACAUGUAUUAACGUGAAGUUUGUAAAUGACUUUUAACUCCAGAUCCUGCCUGGUGUACAGAAUGAGGAUCCUUUAGUGCGGAACAUGGCUGUCAAGUGUUUGGGCCUGUCUGCAUUACUUUCCUGUGAAUUUGCUCGUACCCAUCUUGUUCUAUUUCUUCAGGUAAUAUGGCAGUGGUAAUGCUUAUUAAAAAGGGCUAGAUUUUACUAGAAAGAGAGUGGAGUCAGUCAUAUUUAAUAGUCGUGAAAGCGCUUGUGACCGUGUAAAACUUAACAGUAGGUGACAUAUGAAACAGAGUCGCAAAAUUCAAAACGUUGCCAUUUCCUUCCAUCUCCGUUUUCUAUCUAGUGCGAACCAGAUUGUCUGAGUCAGAAGUAGAAGCCGAAGAAUAAACCAAUCACAAUGCUUGUUGGAUGCUCCGUUGGUUUGAUUUUCCUUCCGUAUCAUCUACUCAGCGCUUCUGAUUACAAUUUUGACUCCGUGUGUAAUGAAAGCCGGCUUCAGUAAACUGAUUCUCAUGCACUAAACGUGGCGUCCACAGAAUCUGCAAGAAGUAUUAAACUUUUUUAAUUCGGUCGUUAUACCUGAAUCUGUGAAUUUAACACAAAGAUCACCAAGCCUAUUUUUCAUUUGCCUCAUUGUUGAAGACUCCCUCCUCUUGGUGCAUUCACAAAAGUACGUGGGCAUUAAUUACUUAAUUCCUAUCCUCAUUUCAUCUAUGUUUUUGCACAUGUUGCAGUUUACAUUCGCAUGUUUCACGGGGCCUGUUCACAGUAUUAGUGGCGUCAUUGCUCAGUUGAUUAGAGCAUCGCAGUGGUGGCGCAAAUUAAUGGGUUUAAACUCUGGCUUCUUUCCGCAGUUGCUGAUGCGUUCGUACCCGCGGCGUUCACCUUUUCAUUAAAAAAAAUGAGACACUCACAGUAAAUAAAGAAAAGCCAGCUGAUCUGGUGAUAAAUUUGUCUACUGGCUUUUUAGUUCAACUGUUUACUUGGGAAAUAGAAUCAAGCAAAUUGUGGCAUUUGUUUUUUACACUCGCAGGUUGCCCAACUUGACCAGGAACUUGUCCGAGUAACAGCUCUCCAAGUUGUCUUUGAUCUUCUUCUCAAGUUUGGACUCGAGGCAUUUAAAGUCAAUGCUGCUGUCCCUGACCUGGACAACAGUGAACCAAGCACAGUUUCAGAACAGGACAAAUCCGGGACAGAGGACGAUGAGGAAGAAGCAGAAACUGAAGAAGGAGAAGCUGAUAAUGAAAAGGAUGAUGAACACGAUGAGAUCCCAGCUCCUGACACAGAUACAGCAGCUAGUGUGUUGACCAUACUUACAGGAAUUCUAGAGACUGAGGUACUGUUGACCAGGUUAGCGGUACAUCAGUGCCGGUAGAUACGUACAGCACAAGUCAGAACAGCUUGCAUUUUAGAACAUUGUUUUCAGCCUCCUUCCCAGUCGUCCUCGGUGAUUUCGAAUGUGACGUCACCUGUCAAUAUGGCACUCGGUUCCAACCCCCCUUCCGCCCACUCGAAUAGUGCGAACAGGCCUGUGGACUUGCCUGUGGAGGUUGCGUACGUUUUAUUUUGAGUUUGCAAGUCUAGCUACAAACGCAACUCUCCCAUAUUUUUUCUAUUUAGCAUCUUCAAGUGAAUUUCCUCUAUCAUGUAUGUGUAAGUCUGUUAAAGUUGAGCAGGGUUCAACUUUUAUACGCGCGACCUUUCAUACACCUCAGAAAGUGGAAUUCCACCCUUAUAGCAUUAAUUUCUUGGAUUUUAUUCGUAUCCUCUACAGAGUAAUGAUCUACGCAAUGUUGCUGCCGAGGGUCUGGCCAAGCUGCUGUUAUCAGGCCGUGUUCUGAGUGCCAAACUGUUCUUACGUCUGUUGCUGUUGUGGUAUAAUCCCACCACUGAAGAUGAUGUCAACUUGAGGCAUUGUCUGGGUGUGUUCUUCCCUGUAUUCGCCUUUGCCUCACGGUAUGUACAUGUAUUUGAACAAAGCUGUCCUCAAGUGCAGCAAGGCAAUCAUUGCAGAGGGUCUACAGGGAAAGGCACUAACGAACGUCGAGGGUGUCCUGUAGUGUGGAGGGUGUCAAAGUUACUGCUAAACACAGAUGCCCAACAAUGCAAUUUUAAUAAACUGAAGGAGUCAUUUUUUGUAGUUUUGUAGUUUAUUGCUUCUGCUUGAAACUAAAGAGUGCAAAUAACGUUUUUGUUUAUGGGAAUAUCGAAGGAGACUCUCAGCAAAAAAAGGCGACUAAAGAGUAUGAGCUAGCGACCAAAAUUUUUGGAUUAAUCGCUCGCAUUACCAAGGCUACUUAAUAAAAAAUUUAAUUUGAGCCCUGCUGAUGUAAGUGAAAAGCUACCAAAAAGCUGAAGUAGAAGGUUACGAAAGGUUCGCUUUCUGAUUGUGUUCGUGAAGUUAGCGCUUUAAAACUGAAGGAGGAAAAAUUUUGCUCGACUACUCACCCUGGCAGAUAUUGAGAGUCAAUAAGUACAAGAGGUUUCACUCUGUCUGAACUACUCUAAUUUGGAAAACCGUACUAGACAGAAUACUACCACUGCAAUACAUACCUACUCCAUUGACUAUUUGACCAACUGGCAUCUGUCCACUGUAUUUUUUAGCACGAACCAAGAGCUUGUGGAGGAAGCCUUCCUUCCAACUCUGCAGACAUUGUUUAGUGCUCCUGUGUCAUCUCCACUAGCGUCAGUAAACGUAAAUAACGUGGCUGAGCUGUUGGUGCAACUGACAAACUCUAAAUAUUUGGCAAAGCAAGGAAACUCCAUUGACAACACUGAGGUACAUAUGCGAUUAGUAGAACACAGUUGAAUCAGUAUUUGACGAUAGACAGGUGUUGGACAGUCUUUAUUAAUGGUUCAAUUUUAUCCUUGUAUAAAGUGUUAUCUUCCUCUGUGUAUAAUGUGUGAUAAAGAGUUUGAAACAAAGGGAAAUAAAUUUUAAAUCAAGGAUUAAAUUAAACCACCAAAUGUAUACACCAUCACAGCUUUCUUCAUCUAGCCGAUUCGAAUCCUCUUCCGUUCAGCAGGUUUUAGCAAUAGUCGUUCCGGCGGAAAAGUUCUUUAUGCGUUUCCUAUAAAAUAAUAUGAUUUACAAGUAUGGACUAUGAAGUAGAAGGGAUCCCGAGCCCUACCUUUGGACACGACCCAGUGGCGCACCUUCUGAACAGAGAAAAGCUCCUAGUACUAUAUACAGAUCCUUUUUGUGCCCCUGUGACUUUACACUCUGUAGUCUAGCACCUUACUAAUUGACCUAUUAAACAAUAUUACUGAAUAAGGCGCCAUUUUGUCAUCUUACACUAAUUGAGAAUGUCUUCUUACAGGUGUCUAGCAUUCAUGUAUCGCUGAGUCUAGCAGUGGCCAAUGAGAUCUUAUCUGCUCCCGAUGCACCUGGUGUACGGGUGCUCUGCAAGAUCCUCACGAUGAUGGCCCUUACUGGCUGCGCACAGUCAACCAUCAAGGAAAUGAAAAUUCUAACUGCAAGAAUGAUUGAGGUACCUGUGAUGCUAUGCAUACGUUUUCUUUUUGAAUCAUCACCAGCGUCAUUGCACAGGCCCAUACCCUACGCAAAAUGUACAGGGUUCGCCAGAUUUACCGUAACCUUUUUUUUGUUUUGGUCCAUUUAAAAAUGCUGUUUCUGGGAGUUUCGUCACACCUCCGAGCACAACGCAAAAAAAGACAAUGCCUUUGCAUUUUGUACAUAAAAUCACAAUUUUCAGAAGAAGUUUUAAACUAGCUAUUACUUGUAAAAUACUUCUUUUAAUUUGUUGAAAAUCAGAUGAUCUCCCAGAAUCUGAAUGGCUAUUUUUCAAUGUCUCUGACAAGUACAAUAACCUAAUCCAUUUUCUCAUGAUGAUAUUUAUCAUAUCAAAUACGUGUUUCUAGGCUAUUGAGGAUAAUGUGUCUUUGAAAGCACUAAAUAAAUUUCAGAAGUUGCUGCUGGUUCUGACAGAUUCCGAAAACGGUAAGAUAAGAAGUGACAUUUAUACUUGUCUCAGCUACGGGGAGGUAAAAAUUAGUUCAUGUUGACACUUAUCUUUGUACCAGUGAGAUAACAAUACAUAUUUAUACUGUUUCUUCGCCCGUUUCUGUAAUGCCAGAACCUCCAAUCUUUUGUUUUUUUUUUUCUGAAAUAUAAUUGAUAUUCCUUUCUAGUCGUCAAUCGGUCCUCAGUGUCAAUUGGUGUUAAUCGCAAGCCGGUUUAGAUAGCCUGUCUUUUGAAGAUUCAUCAUGCGUCUGGGUUACUUCAGCAAUUUGACCAUCGAGUGUAGUUGCUUUGCCGGAUAUGUUAAUCAUAAACAAUGUAUUUGAUUUAAACCGUUUGAUACUCUUACAGAAGGCGGAGAUGCCUCGCAGACAGAACCUGAGGAGAAUACCCAAGGACAUGCCCAGGAAACAGAAGGUUCCUAUGAGACUAAUGGAGGUGAAACAGUCGUACCUAAUACGGAAUCCUCAGAGAUAUUCCAAGGGACUGAUUGUCCUUCUGAAGAUGGGGCGCCCACAGAAAGGCUGCAAUGUCACACAGAAGAGACAGGUACACCACUUAGUGGUGAGUAAGCUUGUAGUGAUUUGAAGUAUUAAAGUAGUGUAGAGUGCCUCCAUUUGACCCCAUUUGAAGAGACGCCAAUUUAGUCUUGUGUUCAGGGGCCUGUUUCUCGAAAGUUCCGGUAACUUUUCGGGCCUGGAAAGCUGUUUUGUGUUUGUUGUGUUUGCAUUCAAGAGCAAAGUUUCAAUAAUUUACAAAAUAAUACAAUGAAACUAUCAGUUGACGAAGCAAAAUUGACUGGUUUGUGGGCCAGGAACUGUGCUACUAUUGAAGUGGUAGGGAUUUUAAAAUUUGCCUUCGGGCCCGAAAAGUUAACGGGCCUUUCGAGAAACGGGCCCCAGGUCCUGUGAGAAUAGCCUUCCGUUGUGUUAAAGUAUGAUUCUAAUGGAGGAUUUUUUAGUUGAACAGCGAUGCUUAGGUAUUGUAUUUAUACGCCAUUUGUGUGAGUAGGUAUUAGGCUUUUGUACAUUAUGCUAGCAUUUUUUCGAGCAUUUUAGUGAGGCAAAAGCAUUGAGCAUUCGAGCAUUUUAGUGGCAUUUUUCCCGGAAAAUUAAUUUUUCCGAGAAAAUAAAAUAGAAAUUAACUUUUUUCAGGAGCCCAUGCCCCACGAGCUCCUGCGUUUUUAAAGAAAAUGAAGACUAAAACUCAAAAUUCACAAAAAACCUAAUACAGCUGGGUUUUUUGGCUGUAUUUAUGAACUUGUACACGUUGUCGUUGUUACUUGCAACACUUGCACGUUUUUGUGAGUGUNGGAAAAUUAAUUUUUCCGAGAAAAUAAAAUAGAAAUUAACUUUUUUCAGGAGCCCAUGCCCCACGAGCUCCUGCGUUUUUAAAGAAAAUGAAGACUAAAACUCAAAAUUCACAAAAAACCUAAUACAGCUGGGUUUUUUGGCUGUAUUUAUGAACUUGUACACGUUGUCGUUGUUACUUGCAACACUUGCACGUUUUUGUGAGUGUAAACUUUGAAAGUAAUUUUAAAGACCGUUUGUAUAAUGAGCAUUAUCCGAGCAUUUUAUUGACUUUUUUGGGGAGACCGAGCAUUUUAGUGGGAAAAAUGGAGCAUUAAAGUGGAGAAUUUUAGUGGGGAAGCAAAAGCAUAAUGUACAAAAGCCUAGUAGGUAUGCUCACGCUUCGUGUCAACCACACAACAGUUAAGGCAAGUGUCUUUCGUUUUUCCUUACUGAUUGCCGCCUUGAUAACUUACAUUGAGUUCUGGAUUGUGUACAGCUCAUGUCCUGUGCUUCUGUCCGGCCGUAAUUUGUGUCAUGCGCGAUCCUUCUUUCUGAUUUUAGGAUUAAAAUAAUUUCAUUUUCUUAAUGCAUCAGUACAUGUACUUAAAAAGUUUUUUUUUCUGUUUUUUAUAGUUUCAGAGAAUACAUGUGAGGUCCCACACAAUGACAAAAGUCAAACUGAAAAUAGACCACCAAAAUCUAAAACUAGAACAAAGAGCAAGAAAAAAACAACAAAAUCAACCGCUGAGGUGAACCAACUAAGGUAAGAUGGGUUGGAUGGGUAUAAAUAUUGCUGCAUCUCAAUUGCAACAUGCUAUUUUCUUUAUUAGAGGUUAAAAAUGUUAUUCCUGGUAAAGUUAUAGCAAGCCCCGGCGCUUCUUUUUCUCGUGCCUCACACCUGGUUUUUGCGCCACCACACAUUUUAAGUUACGGGGACAAGCCUAAUCUGAAGUUACCUGGGAGCUAUUUCUGCCUUUUUUCGUUGCGUUUCUAUUUUUGUUUUCCAGUCCCUCCCGUGUGAUGAGCGAAGACACGCCAGCAAGAAGAACAAGAUCUACCAGGUACAUUAAAAGAGUGCUUCAGAUGAUCAGUUUCAGGCCUGGCAAUAAUUUUUCUUAUUAGGAAGGACCUAUUGCUGAUCAUGUCACCGUUUUAGCUGUACAAACCACAAGAGCUGUUGAAAAUACAGUCGACUCUCUCUUAGCGAACACUUUUAUAAAGACGGCCACCUAGAAUCGGUCCCUGGUUUUCUUUAUUCCCUUUAUUUGACUUCACUGUGAGACGGAAGUCACUCUUCGACAGCGGUUCCAAAGGUGUUCGUCUUAAAGUUAACUUUUCACUAGAUUGACUUUUAAAGUUUCUUUGUUUACUAUGCGAAUCUUCAGCUACAAAAUGCUGGCAUGUCCGGUUUCAUGUGGUAUUUUGUCGGACAUGAGCAGAUUCGAUUCCGAUGACCGACUGUUAUUUGCAGCUCGACAUUUAUUUACUAUUUAAGAUAUAUUUAUUUGUACUUAAGCUAUCGGUUCACACGCGUGUCCUUUUUGAAUUUUUUGACUCAUACAAACUCAAGCGUUCACAGCUUCUGCCGUGAAAUUAAAUUUUUAUGGUCACACCAUGAGAGGCAUGCACGGAGGCGCAAAGGUAUAUCCCGUAAAACGUGAUGAGAGUGACGCACUCGAGUACACACGCACAUGCCCUCUUUCUUCGGGCUUAUCGCUCUGCUUUCCCGCGCCCAACAUUUCUCUUUUGUGAACUUUUCCCAUGCGCUCGCUCGCUAAACGUUAGAGCCCAUGGGCGCUUUCCAUUCAACCCAGCAUUCCGGAAAUUUCGGUUGGUACAUCAAAUGGAACGGACCAUUUCGGUUUGGUCCGACCGGAAUAUUCGGGACCAGCUUUGAAGGUGGUCCACUUUGACCGGACUGGUUAUCUCGGUCGGUCGGACCCAAAUGCCCCUUUCUGUUUGACAAAAUUGUUCUCCCCAGUACCGCUCUUUUGUAUCCUGCUAACAAGAACAAUAACCAAACGCGCGGUACCCUGCGAACAGCAGACGUACUUCCGGUCGUCGCUUCUCUCCCUCCGGAAUGUACCGUUCCAUUAGGCACGUGGAAUUUCCGAAAUUGUGUUUAAUGGAAAGCGCCCCAUGUCUUUGGAAGUGAAAUUCGCGAGGAAGGUUUUUUUUCGCUCAAAACUGUUGCAAUUUUAAGGAUAUGUUACACGGGACGAUUCACUACGAAAUGUUGUAGCGCAACACAAUUGUGCACGCGUGAUCCGUUGGAAACGGACGUGUUACACGGGACGUUUUUUGGCGCAACAAAGGAAGCGAAAAGGGUACGCAAAAGGCGUCGCGCAAAGAAUUGACAACACGUUUGUUGCACGAAACACGGAAUUCGUGACUUGUUGUCCAACUUUUAGAGCCUCUUCAACUAUUUGCAACGCGAAAAUUGUGCACAAAAUUGUAAGCGCGUUCGGCAUCAACUUAUGACGCAACAUCGUUCCGCUAAUAAUCAUCGUUGCCGAUCGUCUUGUGUAACAUCACUUAAGACAGAACAAAUCACUGACUGAACUUUUUAUUCACAGGAUAAGCAAGAAGAAUGCUGGCAAAAAGUUAGCUACCUCCGCGAUAAAUUCAGAUGAGGACAACAGUGAAAAAGAAAAUGUUUGCAACGAUUCCGAUGAUGUUUUUGCCUGA
Porites evermanni is the source of this 14316-nucleotide messenger RNA. The record is from the annotation of a GenBank genome assembly. NCBI's taxonomy places the organism in Eukaryota, Metazoa, Cnidaria, Anthozoa, Scleractinia, Poritidae.